Rhinocladiella mackenziei CBS 650.93 is the source of this 1269-nucleotide messenger RNA. RefSeq lists its product as uncharacterized. Lineage: Eukaryota; Fungi; Ascomycota; Eurotiomycetes; Chaetothyriales; Herpotrichiellaceae. Gene Ontology annotation, molecular function: FAD binding. The coding region runs from base 1 to 1269 and encodes 422 amino acids. The transcript has a single exon. The record is from RefSeq and is a predicted model, not a curated record.
AUGUCUCCAUAUCAGCCAAGAAUCGCCAUUGUUGGCGGAGGACCUUCUGGACUGACAGUUGGGCUUCUCCUUCACAAGCGCAACAUCCCCUUCACCAUCUUCGAACUACGCUCAAAGCCCAUGGAUGAAGAACUCGCAAAACCGGUCGGAAUGCUUGACAUGCACGAAGAGUCUGGGCUUGCGGCUCUGAAGGAGUGCAACUUACUGGACGAGUUCAAGUCGCACACGAGUGUUUGUAGCGAGUUCCAGAUUAUCGCCAACAAGGAAGGGAAUAUCAUUUACACGGACGAUGGCGGGCUCGAGUCUCGCCCUGAAAUCUCUCGCAAUUCGCUCACCAAGCUUCUGCUCGAUCAACUCCCGGCUGACGCCGUCAAGUGGGAGCACAAACUCACGUCUUCUAGCUGCUCUAUUACAGUAUCCGGCAGCAUGGAGAUCCAGCUCGACUUCGGAAUCCACGGGAGGCAUACAUUCGAUCUAGUGGUCGGUGCAGAUGGCACAUGGUCUCGCGUGCGCAAUCUGUUGACAGACACGAAGCCCCAGUACGCCGGAUUUCAAUACCUCAUGUUAGCUAUUCGGCAAGUGACGAAAAGAUAUCCCAAGAUUGCCGAAUAUGUCGGUACUGGAAGCUUCACGUCGCUGGCGAAUAGACACGGUAUCAUGUGCCAGCGUGCCCUGCAAGACUCGGCUCUAAUUUACGCUUUCCUCUCAACACCCGACGAGCAUUUUGGAACAACCUCGGGCAUCACCAAUGGAACACCGGCAGAGGCCAAGGAAAAAUUGCUGAACGAUAAUGCCCUCUUCGGGCAAUUUGGUCCGAGACUGAAGGAGUUGGUGCAAACGGCGUGUGAUGAGGAAACGAAUGACGGCCCGGACAGCAAGCUGGUAGUUAGAUCCCUAUACACGCUGCCUGCCGGCCAUACUUGGGAGUACAAGCCGGGCGUGACACUUAUUGGCGAUGCGUCACACGUGAUGUUGCCCUUUGCUGGUGAAGGUGUGAAUGUGGCCAUGUGGGACGCUCUCGAUGUGUCACGCGCUAUCAUCAAGUCUUAUGAAGCUCGGCCGCAGGAUGCCGCUUCCUUCCAGGAUGUCCUGGAACCCUUGAUCAAGGAGUUUGAGGUGAGAAUGGCAGAUCGAGCGAAGGAAAAGGCAGAGGAGGCCUAUAAGAAUAGCCAGCUUAUGCUUGGCAGUGAAGAUGGCGCAACGGCUAUGGCUGAAUGGAUGAGAGCAGCAAUACAGCAAGCAGAGACGGCGAAAGUCUCAAACGAUUGA